This is a messenger RNA of Melanotaenia boesemani (Boeseman's rainbowfish), 1802 nucleotides long. RefSeq names its product tubulin alpha chain-like. The record is from RefSeq and is a predicted model, not a curated record. Gene Ontology annotation, molecular function: GTP binding; structural constituent of cytoskeleton. Gene Ontology annotation, biological process: mitotic cell cycle; microtubule cytoskeleton organization. Gene Ontology annotation, cellular component: cytoplasm; microtubule. Bases 154 to 1503 code for a protein of 449 amino acids. NCBI's taxonomy places the organism in Eukaryota, Metazoa, Chordata, Actinopteri, Atheriniformes, Melanotaeniidae. The transcript has 4 exons.
AAUAGCCUACAACGUCGCAGCUUCUGGACCACCUGGGAGUACUUUUACUCACCAGGACCUCGUUGACGGCCGCAGUGAGAGCCUUCAGAAACCCUACAACCCAACGGGGAAAAAAGUAAAAUCUUUUAGAGCUCAUUCUACCCAGACUCCACAAUGCGUGAAUGCAUCUCUGUUCAUGUGGGCCAGGCUGGUGUCCAAAUGGGGAACACCUGCUGGGAGCUUUACUGUUUGGAGCAUGGUAUCCAGCCGGAUGGUCAGAUGCCGAGCCGCAAGCCUGUAGGCGGCCACGAUGACUCCUUCACCACCUUCUUCAGCGAGACUGGAGCUGGGAAAUACGUCCCAAGAGCAAUCUUUGUUGACCUAGAGCCCACUGUCAUUGAUGAAGUGAGGACAGGGUCGUACCGUCAGCUCUUUCACCCUGAACAGCUGAUCUCAGGAAAGGAGGAUGCUGCCAAUAACUACGCCCGAGGACACUACACCAUCGGCAAAGAGAUAAUUGACUCUGUCCUAGACAGGAUCCGCAAACUGGCUGAUCAGUGCACUGGUCUCCAAGGAUUCUUGGUCUUUCACUCCUUUGGUGGAGGCACUGGUUCUGGUUUCACCUCCCUGCUAAUGGAGAGACUUUCUGUUGACUUUGGCAAAAAGUCUAAGCUGGAGUUUGCCAUCUACCCAGCACCUCAAGUUUCCACAGCAGUAGUGGAGCCUUACAACUCCAUCCUGACCACCCACACCACCUUGGAGCACUCUGACUGUGCCUUCAUGGUGGACAAUGAGGCCAUCUAUGACAUCUGCCGCAGAAACCUUGAUAUUGAGCGCCCCUCCUAUACCAAUCUCAACCGUCUUAUCAGUCAGAUUGUGUCUUCCAUCACAGCUUCCCUUCGCUUCGAUGGAGCCCUGAAUGUUGACCUGACAGAGUUCCAGACCAACUUGGUGCCCUACCCUCGUAUCCACUUCCCUCUGGCCACCUAUGCCCCUGUCAUCUCUGCUGAGAAAGCCUACCAUGAGCAGCUGUCUGUAGCUGAGAUCACCAAUGCCUGCUUUGAGCCAGCCAAUCAGAUGGUGAAAUGUGACCCACGUCAUGGUAAAUACAUGGCCUGCUGUCUGCUGUAUCGUGGUGAUGUGGUGCCUAAAGAUGUUAAUGUGGCUAUUGCCGCCAUCAAAACCAAACGCACCAUCCAGUUUGUGGACUGGUGUCCCACAGGCUUUAAGGUGGGCAUCAACUACCAGCCUCCAACUGUGGUUCCUGGUGGAGACCUGGCAAAGGUGCAGAGAGCUGUGUGCAUGCUGAGCAACACCACAGCCAUCGCUGAAGCCUGGGCCCGACUGGACCACAAGUUUGACCUGAUGUAUGCCAAGAGGGCCUUUGUGCACUGGUAUGUUGGGGAGGGCAUGGAGGAAGGAGAGUUCUCAGAGGCCAGGGAAGAUAUGGCUGCUCUGGAGAAGGAUUAUGAAGAGGUGGGGAUUGAUUCAUUUGAAGAGGAUGAGGAAGGAGAGGAAUAUUGAAGGGGCUUUGCUGUUUUUUCCUUUAGGUACAAAAUUGGUUUUGGUUACUAUUUAUUAAAUGAAAGAAACAAUACUUUGCAUGCUGGUAUCAACUUCAGAAAUAUUUGGUUUGUUUUAUUUACCUUUUUAUAAAUGUUUAAUUUUACCUUCCAAAAAGGGUCUGAAGUUUUGUUUAUUCAGUGCCAACAGUCUUCUUGUUUUUGACAGCUUUUGGGUGUUUUAAUUUUAAAAUGAUGACAGUGCAAUAACUCCUUUGGAUUGUUUGUGGGGUUGCUCAAUAAAAAAUCUGCCAAACCACA